Molecule: messenger RNA, 1210 nt
Organism: Gymnogyps californianus (California condor)
Lineage: Eukaryota; Metazoa; Chordata; Aves; Accipitriformes; Cathartidae
Gene: INKA2
Product: inka box actin regulator 2
Exons: 3
Coding region: 1-1080 (359 amino acids)
Cellular component (GO): nucleus
Molecular function (GO): protein kinase binding; protein serine/threonine kinase inhibitor activity
Source: RefSeq, a predicted model, not a curated record
AUGGACCACCACCUGCGCCGGCUGAAGCAGGAGCUGUUCAUCACAAAUUCCAGUUCCUUCUACGUGAAGUGUGUGACCACAGAGCCACUCUCCAUGAAGGAGGUCGGGGACGGGCUGCACGAGCAGAUGAACUGCAUGAUGGGUGCACUGCAGGAGCUGAAACUCCUCCAGGUCCAGACAGCUUUGGAGCAGCUGGACAUCUCAGGGAGCCGCAGCACCGCUUCUGGCAUUGAGCAGCACCAGUGCUGCCGAAGCAGCAGCGACGUGCCCGGGGCCCGGCAGGACGAGCGGCUGCGGGGGGAGGCGUCGGUGGACGAGCGCAGCCCCACGUCCCUCGCGUGUGCCGUGCCACGGCCGGUGGGUUUGUCCCAUCCUGCUGCGCUCCCGGAGGGUGGCCACCUUAGAGACACCCCCUCCUCCUUCAGGAGCCUCUGCGGUGAGGAUGUUUAUCACCCAAAAGGACCUUCCUCUGCAUCGAGCAGAGCAGAGCACGUCCGCCCAAGGACAUUCGAGCCCAGUAGCCAGGGCAUAGCUGGGGGGUGGCCAGCAUGCCGGGAGUGCCCGGGGUGUGAUGAUGGCCAUGACUGGACAUCCUCCCUAAUGUCCCAGAGCAGGAAUCGGCAGCCGCUGGUCUUGGGGGAUAACAUCUUUGCAGACUUGGUUGGGAACUGGUUGGAUCUGCCAGAGCUGGAUAAGAAGGGAGAGAAGAGCGAGGCGUCCCUGUCCAUGAGCAGAUCCCAGGAGCUCUGCAGGAAGUUCUCCCUCACAGCCAACAUCUUCAAGAAGUUCCUGAGGAGCGUUCGGCCAGACCGAGACAGGCUUCUCAAGGAGAAACCUUGCUGGCUUCCGCCUGAAGACAAACAGCCCGAAAUUUCUAAGAGACCCAAAAAGAUGAACAAACUCAAGGGGACAUUUUACUUCCCACUUCACGGGAACAUCCAGAACCAUCACAGCAAAGCGGAGAGGUGCCCAAAGGCAGAAAGCAAUAGCGAGAAACCCAAAAUUGGCACCAAGAAAGUCCACGAUACCAUAGACUACACCCAGUCUGGGUUUGACAUCAAUACUGCCGUUUGGGUCUGAGUUUGUCGGUGUCCUCUGCUCUGCCGAGCAUUUGUUUCACGCCAGAGAGGAGCUGGAGGCCAUACAUGUCUUUUCAGGAGACCCCUGAGCUCUCAACAUUGACUGAGAUGAGAGAGAAGUCCUCUGCAAA